AUGGGAGAGGACUUGAGCGGAGGCUACUAUGAGGCUGGUGGCAGCUUUCUCAAAGUGGGACUGCCAGAAGCAUUUCCUGUGACCCAGCUGGCCUGGACCAUUGUGCGCCACAGGACUGCCCUGUACAGAGUGGGACUGCUUGAUGAGGCCCUCAGCGCUCUGAAAUGGGGGUCAGACUACCUGCUGAAAUGCCAUAAUGCCUCUGCCAACACAUUUGUUGCACUCAUGGGCGACAGCGAGGCAGACUUCAAGUAUUAUGGGCCUCCAGAGCUCUAUGAGCGCUAUGUAGGCUCUGUCAGGCCAGUCAGCUACACAGGACCAACAGCGCCGACCAGUGAGGUCAGUGCAGAAGCAGCAGCAGCUCUCGCAGCUGCAUCGCUCGCAUUCAAUGCCACGGACCCUGUGUAUGCAGCCAACCUGGUGCAGCAUGCCUCUCAGCUGUUUGACCUGGCAUCUCUGUAUCCUGGCUCCUUUAUGACGUCCAAGGACCCUGGUCUGAAAACACAUGCCAAGCUGUACCCUUCCACUGGAUUCCAUGAUGAGCUUGCCUGGGCAGCUGUCUGGCUGUUUAAGGCCACACAGGAUGGCACAUUCCUGACAGCGGCCAUGGCUCUGUUCAAUGAGUCCUAG
Coccomyxa subellipsoidea C-169 is the source of this 630-nucleotide messenger RNA. Its product is annotated as Six-hairpin glycosidase. Gene Ontology annotation, biological process: carbohydrate metabolic process. Gene Ontology annotation, molecular function: hydrolase activity, hydrolyzing O-glycosyl compounds. The transcript is spliced from 4 exons. Lineage: Eukaryota; Viridiplantae; Chlorophyta; Trebouxiophyceae; Coccomyxaceae. The record is from RefSeq and is a predicted model, not a curated record. The coding region runs from base 1 to 630 and encodes 209 amino acids.